This is a messenger RNA of Staurois parvus, 325 nucleotides long. NCBI's taxonomy places the organism in Eukaryota, Metazoa, Chordata, Amphibia, Anura, Ranidae. The record is from the annotation of a GenBank genome assembly.
GGGAGAGCGGAUAUAGUGAAUGCGGGGGUCGGGGAGUGAGAGCGGAUAUAGUGAAUGCGGGGUCCGGGGAGAGCGGAUAUAGUGAAUGCGGGGUCCGGGGAGAGCGGAUAUAGUGAAUGCGGGGUGCCGGGGAGAGCGGGAUAUAGUGAAUGCGGGGUCCGGGGAGAGCGGAUAUUAGUGAAUGCGGGGUCCGGGGAGAGCGGAUAUAGUGAAUGCGGGGUCCGGGGAGAGCGGAUAUAGUGAAUGCGGGGGUCCGGGGAGAGCGGAUAUUAGUGAAUGCGGGGUCCGUGGAGAGCGGAUAUAGUGAAUGCGGGGUCCGGGGAGA